AGGACGGAUUCCAGCAGGACUGGGGUCAGCGGGGACAAGGGUCAGAGAGCAAAGCCUGGGUUCCGUGGGUGGUCCACAGAACCAGAAGGCCUGUUGCCAGGUAACCAGAGCUCCCUUCAUUUGCCAACCCGGCACCCUGAGCUGCUGACCCACCAGCCUCCCACCGUCUUUCCCUCCGUGGGACCCUAAAAAGCAGGAGGAAGGGAGAAGCAAGAGCCCAGCCAGCACCCCGGGCCACCCGCGGCUCCCCCAGCCACCGUUUCACUGCGAGGACCCGGCCGCCGGGCCCCCUGGCUCAGCAGCACCAUGAGUCUGGGCAUCAUGGAGGAGGAAGACCUGGCCGAGUACUUCCGGCUGCAGUAUGGGGAGCGCCUGUUAAAACUGCUACAGAAGUUCCCCAACAUUGACGAGCAGUCGGAGUCCCCAUCCAUCCGGCUCCUGGAGAAGAAGAAGGAGGCCAAGAUCAUGCACCGUGCUAUGGAGCAGAAGAAGGAGACAUUUCAGCGUAGAAUGGAAACCCUGAACCUGCGCUGGGAGGAGUUGGGCAUCAAGGAGGCCCAGCUGAAGGCCCACAUCCAGAAGUUUGAGCAGUUCAUCCAGGAGAACGACCAGAAGCGGAUCCGCGCCCUGAAGAAAGCCAGCAAGGAGCGGGAACUGAAGAGGCAGCGCGUGCGAGAGCUGGCCAAGGCCAAGCAGGAGAUGGUGGCCUUGCGGCUGGAGCACCAGAAGCUGAGCAUGAAGCUGCAGGACUACUCCAUCUUCAACAAGUACCUGGAGAAGGUGGUGGAGAACUCAGAGUUCGAGGAGAUCCACGAGGUGAUUGCGCGCUACAAGACCCUGGUGAGCAUGCACCAGGACCUGAUGCAGUCGGCGCAGGAGGGCCAGGAGAAGAUCGAGCGCGCCAAGGCGCGGCUGGCGCGCUACAUGGAGGAGAAGGACGACGAGAUCCUGCAGCACAACAACGAGCUGGCCCGGCUGCAGAUGCGCUUCGACCGCGCCCGCAGCGAUGUCAUCAUCUGGGAAUCUCGCUGGGCACACAUCCAGAACACUGCCGCCAAGAAGACCCUCUUGCUUGGCACCAUUAAGAUGGCGACACUGAACCUCUUCCAGAUCGUGAGCAAGCAGCUGAAGGAGACCACCACCGUGUCCCUGGAGGACACGCACAAACAGCUGGACAUGAUCCAGCAGUUUAUCCAGGAUCUGUCGGACAUCUGGGCAGAGGUGAGGAAGAAAGAACAACAGCAAGUCCGGGUCUAG
Molecule: messenger RNA, 1257 nt
Organism: Mirounga angustirostris (Northern elephant seal)
Lineage: Eukaryota; Metazoa; Chordata; Mammalia; Carnivora; Phocidae
Gene: CCDC42
Product: coiled-coil domain containing 42
Exons: 7
Coding region: 307-1257 (316 amino acids)
Biological process (GO): spermatid development
Source: RefSeq, a predicted model, not a curated record